This is a messenger RNA of Alternaria metachromatica, 1290 nucleotides long. RefSeq lists its product as uncharacterized. The transcript is spliced from 4 exons. The record is from RefSeq and is a predicted model, not a curated record. Gene Ontology annotation, molecular function: ATP binding; protein kinase activity. Bases 1 to 1290 code for a protein of 429 amino acids. Gene Ontology annotation, cellular component: cytoplasm; centrosome; nucleus. Gene Ontology annotation, biological process: protein phosphorylation; chromosome segregation. NCBI's taxonomy places the organism in Eukaryota, Fungi, Ascomycota, Dothideomycetes, Pleosporales, Pleosporaceae.
AUGCCACGGAAGUCACCACCCUAUAAAUCCGGUCUGCCCUACUUCAAACGCGACUGCGAAGCCUACUUCCCCACUAAUGCCUCGACGGUCACAUGGAGCCGCGCCGAGCAAAACAACACGGUCAACACGUUAUGGUAUGAUAACCCAUUCAAUGCGAGCGACGUCACGUUCGCGCGCGCGAACAAGAGCAUGCCGCCGUAUCGUGAUGGGUUGGGAGGAACGGAGCCGGCGUGGGUGAAUGCUCCAGCGGGAUUUGGCGCGCUUGCGAUGACUGUGCCACCACCCGUUGCGGUCGUUCUUGGCCCUGUUGUAGCGCCUGCUCAUGCCGUUACAGUAUCGCAACCACGGCCAGUGAACCGAUAUCCCUUCGACUUCUGGCCACCUAAGCCGUGGGAUGCGGAGCCAGAUGAUGCGACCUUGGGCAUGACCAUAAAAGCCAUCAAGUCUAAAGAAGAGCCCGAGAACGGUGAAAAGUGGAUGGAUGAUACCCAUGAUCCAUAUGGCGACGGAAGAAGGUGGAUAGGCGGGAAGUUUCUAGGUGCAGGCACUUUUGGAUGUGCAGCGGAGUCGGCUUGGCCACCAAUCACGCAUCUUGAUAUCUCGUUGAGCAACAUCUUCCUGGAGCCAGCGGCUGACGAUGCUUAUCCAAACUGUGUCUUGAGCGACUUUGGUAUGGCAAUGUAUGAUCUGGAGCAGAGUGAUCCCGCAGUGAGACCCUCAGACAACCCUCAGGAGUACGUGCUCGGCCACACCAGUUUCAAGUACCCUCCCGAGCAACAACUUGCACGAGGCACUCCGCCUGACUUGACACCUUUGAAUGAGAAGACAGAUGUUUGGAGUAUCGGAGCCGCAGUCUGGUAUAUGAUUGCGAAUCGAUCGGUCGCUGGUCCGCAGCGCGAACUGCAUUACUCGGAGGACAUGCCGCAAAACGUGAACAUUGGCGAAGCGGAUCAUGGGCGACUAGACGAGCCCGGGGCGAAACCGUUUGAAGGUUUGGGUUUUCCGGCACUGAGUAAAUACUCGGAAGAGCUGAGGUCGUUGAUUGCGCGCUGCAUGAACUGGGAGCAAGAGCAUCGGCCAGAUCUAGCAACAUUGAGGGCCAAGAUCAAUGCGUAUCUGGCAAGCCACCCGAAAGUAAGGGAUAGCAGGGACUUUGGGCCGCUGAGAAUGUCGAACCUCGAACGAGGGCUGGGAAUUGGAGAUACAUUUGCAAGGAAGAGGAGGAAACCGAUCGCAGGAAAGCAACCCCGUAAAAAGCAAAAGGGAGACGAAGAGGACAGUGAAGAGUAG